UACACGAAGAAGACCUAUCUCAGCCUAGUCUAUCAGCUCCCCGCUCUUUAAUGUUAGUUAACCAGCUAGCCUAACAUACAGUUGUUGUGGCUAACUAAGCUAAUAAAAAUUGCUAGCGUGUACUGUAGAUAGUUAGCUAUCUCAGGGCUUGGCUUUAAUACCGGCGAAGGCAUAAUAAGAUAAUUAUUGUUGUUUAUUCCUGUUACGAUAAAAUGGCGGAAAAGCCAGAGGCUGGAGACAGCGAAGACGAGGUUGAAGAUGUUUACGAAGUGGAGAGGAUUAUUGACAUGCGAACGGAGGAGGGGGAGGUCCUGUACCGCGUUCGCUGGAAGAACUACUCAUCUGACGAUGACACCUGGGAGCCUGAGGCCCACCUGGAGGAUUGCAGGGAGGUGCUGCUGUUCUACAAGAGGGCUCUGGCAGAGGCUAAGGUCAAGAAAGACCAAGAUGCUAAGAAGGGCAUGAAGCUGCCCAUGAAGAGUGACGUGUUCGAUGCCGACUCUGACAGCGACAGUGAUAAAGACAAGCCCACAGACCUGCCUGUCAAGAAAAAGAAAAAGAAGAAGCCCCAGGAAGAAGAGGCACUUCCCCCGAAGGAGAAGAGGAAAAAGAAGAAAGACAAGCGCAAUGAGGACUUCAGGCCUCGUCCGGCACCAGAAUCUGAUGAAGAGGAGCUUUCCCCCCCCCCGACCCCGGGCCGCAAUACCAAGAUGUCCGACUCCAAGAAGAGAUUUGUUGAAUCUGAUGAUGAGGAAGAAGCCCCCGUGCCCUCCAAGAAGCACAGGAAGGACAAGGCCAAGGAGGGAGGGAAGCAUAGGAAAAAAGAUAACAUGGAGGAAGGGAAGAAGAAAAAGACAAAGAAGGAUCAAAGGGGUGAUCUGGAGUCCACUGAAGAUGAGGCCACCGCCCCCCUGGAAGAGGAGCUUAGCGAGGGGCCAUCUGAGUCCCAGACGGAUGAUACCACACCAACUGAAAAGUCUCGCACUGAUGACAAGCCCAAGAAUAAGAAGGGUAAGUCAGAACUGAAGCUGCAGGGCAUCAAGGACUUCCUUCAGGACAGGAAAGGCAAGAAGCCGGAAACUACUUCGCCCACGCUCUCCACAAGCGGCCUUGCAAAACUCAAGAGCCUCGCCUCCUUCAAGAGCCAGAGCCGGGAUGAGCCCACACCAACCUCUGACUCCAGCGACACCCCAGCCCACGUCCACAAGAAGGCCAAGGGCAAGAGCCAGGAGGCCACCUCUGCACCACUGAAAAUCCCCUCAUCCUCCUCUGGUGCAGGGGCCAGCACCAGCAAGGCCCGAGAGGAGGAGUCUAAAGAGGAAGUGGGCGGGGAUAAGGAAACAGCCACCUCCACUAACCUGUUUGAGAAGUUCCUGCUGAACUGUGAGGCCAAGGACCGCGUUCCCCGCAAACAGAUGGUCCACCAGCCCACCCCUGCAGAGAACACUAAACCACCGAAGCUCAUAGGGAAAGUUGAGAAAAGGACCAAGCCGACAAAGGAGUCACCUGCUCGGAAGCCAGAGCCAGACAAGACCAAACAUAAAGACGCAUUUCGGCCCAGUCAGAGCCCCGCUGCUGUGGAGACUAGUGACAAGGCAGAGGCAGAGGAGGAACCCGCCCAGAAGUCAAAGUUUGGCGGAGAGGAACGGAGGGAGGAGGCUCAACGAUUGGAGAGGAGGACCCAAGAUAAUGACAGAAGGAGGAGGAGGAGGGAAGACAGCGAGCCACGCCUCUUCAUAGCCUGCGACGACAAUCAAGACGCCUUGGAGAGCGCUGACAAGUCUGACAAAGGACAAGCCUCUCUUAACCUUGGAAUGGACCUCAACUUGGACUGGAUGACACUGGAGGAUUUUCAGAAACAUUUGAACGGAGAGGAUGAGAUUCUCUCUGCUCCACCGCUAUCUCCCAGUGAGCUGCGGGAUGCAGUGAAAAGCGGGGAUUACAUGUCUGUGAAACUUGCACUCAAUUCCAAAGAGGAUUACAAUCUAGACCAGGAGGCAUGCACUGUUGAACAGAAGAGUUUAAGUGGCAAAGAGAAGCAUUUAAAUGAGGAAAAGAAGAGUUUAAGUGAUAAUGAAGAGAUGCCUUUAUGUGCAGCAGAUAAUCCUCACCGCAGAGGAAAUCCUCACCGUGAGAGUACUCUAUACAAAGGGAAUCAUUUACACAAGCAAGAGAAUCCUUCACAAAAUGAAGAGAAUCCUUCAGAAAAUGAAGAGAAUCCUUCAUGUGAUGUGGUGAAGACUUUAUGUGACAUGGAGAGAGCUUUAUGUGACAUAAAGAAUUGUGCUGAAGAGAGCAGUUCAAGUGACAACGAGAACAGUUCAGGUGAUGAGGUAGAAGGACAAAGACUGGAUUCAAACGUCCAAAGUGGGUCAGAUCCUCUUCCAUCUAAAGCAGAAAGCUCCUGCGAUAAUAAUGUAUCUGAGCAGUCCCUUCAAAAAACCUCACAAGCUAAAAAACCUUGCCGCAAAAAAUGUGUGCCACGGAAAGGUACACGGUCAAACUUACGUUCUAGCACAAAAAUGACAGUCAGCACAUGUAGUACAACAAAUGAUGGUAAAAGAAAAUGGGACAAAAAGUACUUCUGCCUGUAUUGCAAUGAACCACACCACAAAAUUGCAAGACAUUUAGAAAGGAUGCACGCAGAAGAAGCAGCUGUUGCUCAUGCUAUCAGCUUCCCCAAACUCUCCAAAAUCAGGUCUCUCUUGCUUGACCAACUCCGUAACAAAGGCAACUAUCUACACAACUUGGAAGUUCUUCAAAGUGGAGAUGGAGAAAUUGUCACAAAGAAAAGACCCUCUUACAAUGGUGUUUCUGUGCGUGACUACCUGCCCUGCCAACACUGCUUAGCUUUUUUCAACAAAAUAGAUUUAUGGAAGCAUGAGGGCUCAUGUAAAGCCAGAAAAGGACAAGAUGAAAAGAGGGGAGGAAAAAGAGUGCGGGUCCAGGCUGCGUCCUCUCGACUUCUUCCAUUGCCUGUCUAUUCUACUGGAGGAUGUGAAGAAAUAAUACACAAUAUGAAUCAAGAUGACAUUCAAUGCCACAUCAAAAAUGAUCCCCUGAUAUGUAAAUAUGGCAAUGCACUAUCUGCAAAGCAUGGCCAUGCCAAGUCACAGUUUACAUACAUUAGUUCAAAAAUGAGGGAAUUGGCUAGAUUUGUACUUACUGUAAAUGAGAUGGACUGUGGUGUCCAAUAUCUGCAUGAAGUAUGUGUACCAUCCAAAUUCAAAUUGGCCGUUCAUGCUGCCAGGAAAAUGAGUGGUCAUGACCCUACCUCUGACAGGUACAAGACCCCAUCUCUUGCUUUAAAGAUUGGCUAUUCCUUGAAAAGAGCUACUGAAAUAGCUUUUGGGGAGAGUCGUAUGACAGAGGACCGUGAGGCAGAGGAACAAGCCAAAAGGUUCAUUGAGCUGCUUGAAAACAAUUGGAAUAACUGUUUUUCCGGUCUGUCCCUGAGUGAUGUCCCUCAGUGUGAUGAAGUUGAUGUGACUUCACUAACUGAGGAUUUGAUUAAACUUCAGAAGUUUCUCAAGGUUGCAGAGGACACAGCAAAGAGAGAAUUGCUCGAGAGCCCCACCAACGCUGUCUGGAAAAAGCUCAAUGAAACUCUUCUUGCCGAAAUAGCUCUCUUCAACAGAAAAAGGACAGGAGAGGUUGCGAAAAUGCUGUUGGAAACAUACACAAACAGAAAGAAAUCUCCAGCUAGUGCAGACAUUUUCAAUAGCCUCUCGAGGCUGGAGCAGGAGCUUGGUGACGACAAACUAACCAGGGUGGAAAUUGAAGGCAAAAAUGGUAGAACAAUGCCGGUCCUACUAACGGCGAGGAUGAUCUCAUCUCUUGAGAUCCUAAUUGCAAACAGAGACAAAGUUGGUGUGUCAAAGGACAACCCAUAUGUCUUCGCACGGAGCCCAGAUGCAGCAAGCUACGUCAGAGGGUCUGACUGUCUGAGGAAAUUUGCACGUGCGUGUAAUGCAAAGAAUCCUGAAAGUCUGAUCCAUGCGACAGUGAGGAAAGAGGUUGCUAUCCAUUGCCAAAUACUAAACUUGAAUGAAAGUGAAUUGGAUCAGGUGGCAAAGUUAUUGGGACAUGACACCCAGGUCCACAAAGAGUACUACAGGCUCUCUGAAAACGCAGGACAUCUAGCAGAAAUCAGCAAAUUGCUGCUUGCAAUGGAUCAGGUUCCAGUGGUAAUUCCAGGGCCAUCUGAGGAAAGGAUUGUUUCACCUACAUAUGGGACAUAUCCAACAGGGACAGAUUCUGCAAGGAUAUAUCCUUCUGGCACAUAUCCCACUGGGUCAUCAUAUCCUACAGGGACAUAUUCAGCGAAGUCAUAUACUGUAGGGUCACAGCCUUCAAGGUCAUAUCAUGCUGGGACAUAUCCUUCAAAGUCUUAUCCUUCAGGAUCACAUUCUCCGAGGUCAUAUUCUGCGGGGACAGAUUCUGCGAGGGCAUAUCCUGCCGGGAUAAAUCCCGCUAGUUCAUAUCCUACUGUGACACAUCCUGCAGAGACCUAUCGAGUAGGUUCAUAUGCUUCAGGGACAUACCUAGCAGAGACGCAUGAUGCAAGGUCAUGUACUGAAAAAACACAACUUGCAAAUGCAUGUCCUGCAAGUCCUUAUGACCUCUCAUCUCCUGCUAGAUCAUUUUCUUCAGGGAUGAAUCCUGUGAGGACAUAUCCUGCGGUGACACAACUUUCGACGUCAUAUCCUGCUGCAACAUAUGCUGCGCAGACACUUCCAGCUCAAACAUUUCCAGCACGUACAGUUAUUACACCAACACUUCAUGUGCAGACACUUCCUGCCCAGACUCUUCCAACACAGACACUUCCUGCCCAGACUCUUCCAACACAGACACUUCCUGUCGGGGCAGUGCCUGCGGGUGCAGUUCUUUUGGGGACAGGUUCUGUGGGGACGGGUAAGUUGGGCACAGUGUGGAAACAGAGGCCGUGGAGUGGUGCGGCUAAGGUUGCGGUGAACCGUCAGAUGGGACACUUUAUCUCAAUGAUGGAGGUUCCAGGUAAACGGGACUGUGAAGUUUGCCUGCACAAUGAACCAGCUCUAAGAGACAGGACAUGGAGGGACAUCAAAAACUAUGUGCACAACACAGUAAAAUCUAUAAAACGGAAGAAUGGCCUUACAAGAUUGGACCCUACAAAACAGACAAAGAGAGGAUUGGCAAAGAAAGAAAAAGAAACAAUAGAGGCUAUGAGUGCUAAGGACUGGGUUGGUGGAACAAUGACAGUACCUGAACACUGUCAAGAGGAGGGUCUAGAGGCAGGUCCUGUGGCAACACCAAGGAAACCAAAGAUAUGGAGUAAUGAGGCUCAGGCUGCGGUCAGGCGGCAGCUAGGAGACUUCACUAAACUGAUGAAGAUUCCAGGUAAAAAGGAAUGUGAUGCAUGUAUUGCAGCUGAACCAGCUCUACAAGGCAGGACAUGGAAAGAUGUAAAAAACUAUGUGCAUAACACAUUAAAGACUAUGUGCAGGAGGCAUAGUUCAGGCAAACAAAACAUGGACCAUGAAAAACCAAGUCCAUAUACUCAGAAUCCAGGGGUGCAUCAGAAAUCAGGGGUGUCGUUGGGACUUCCAGAAGAGCCUCCUGUUUAUCUGUCCUUGUGAUUACCUUGAACUAGAACCUCCCCAGGGUUCAAGGUAAGCAAGAAUGGAGAAAGGAGAAAAGGAUUGCUUUUGAUUUAAUCUGACCAUCCUGGCUCACUCUGAUCUCACUUUAUGACAUAAAGCAAGAAUUAAGUAUAAUUUUAACCAUACCACUACCUACUUUAUUCAUUGAAGUAUCUGUAGCAACUACAUAGUAACAUUAUGCAUGAAAACUUGUUUAGUCGAUAAGGGAAUUUUCAGAACUUCUUUUGAAUUGUAAAAUAUCCUUGGCACAGUGUUUUAUGUGGCGCCAAAACUCAAAGUCCUUUGGUAAAGGUCACACAUUUUCAACCAUGGCGAGAGGAGGCAAGUAAAGAUGGACUCAUACCUUUUUAGUUUAUUUAACAAUUCCAAUGGUCCUUUAUAUAAAGCCUGUCAAACUGAAUCUUCUGGGUCAGCAAAAGCAACAAGGCUCAUGGACGCACAUUUGGAAUCGAAACACACCCCAUGUUUCCGUAAGACCCAUGUUGCAUAGAAAUACCCAAGAUAACUGACUGAAAUAUAUGCUCCACAUGCAUAGAUAACAUGUACCAAGUACAGUGAAUGUUUUGUUUUCUUCAUAGAGGGAAAAAGUAUUGCAAACCUAGACAGUUAAACUGAUGACCAUACUUUUUUGAUCACAUUACUGUUAUCCAUUACUUUCACCAAAUGGAUCUGGAUCCAGAUGUAUAAAAUAUUGUGUAUUCUUGCCUGUACCGUUGUCUGUGUAGCUAAUGUAUAUGUGUAGGUUAGGUUUUGAGUUAAAGCAACUGACCAGCAUACCUGUGAACUUAGCAGGUUAUUUUUAGUAGAUGUGCGGUAUGAAUAGGUUUCAUGGCUCCAGACUGACCAUUUAGUGGCAUUUUGCAACCAUUUGACAUGGCUGUGCAAGAAAAAAAAACAAUCGCAUCGGUGCGAGCUGCACAUUCUACAUUGUCACCUCACUCAAACCUUCCUAUUUUUUGGGGGCAGCUAAAACCAUGAUUUGGUCAAACCGUAAAGAGCAAUAUCCUCAUGAUUCCUGUAACGUAAACGUCUGUCCCUCUGCAUAUUUCGCUGGGGACUGCUGAUGUGAUGAGCAAACGGCUCUCCUCUGGGAGAAAAAGAUUGUUUCUCAUUUUAUAACAUUUCAAAAUGCAAUUGCGAUUAAAAACACAGCAUUGGAAGCAACUACCGUAGUCCCUGUCUGUAGGUAUCAUUUUUAUUUCUCAGUAUUGAGCUCUGGAAGAACUAUUUUACAAACAAGCGAUUUGAUAUGGCUUUGCGAUACAGAGCGGUGCACAAACUGAACAUCGGUUAUUGCGCUUUUCUAUUUUAUUUAACUUUUAUUUAACUAGGCAAAAGUCAGUUAAGAACAAAUUCUUAUUUACAAUGACGGCCUACGCUCUCGCACACGAAGCCAUACGCGUGGUUUGCGGUUGUGAGGCCGGUUUGAUGUACUGUCAAAUUCUCUAAAAUGACAAUGGAUUUGGCCUACGGUAGAGAAAUCUUUUUUUUAUCUGUCAACAGCUCUGGUGGACAUUCCUGCAGUCAACAUACCAAUUGCACGCUCCCUCAACUUAAUCUGUCACAUUGUGUUGUGAAACAAAACUCUACAUUUUAGUGGCCUUUUAUUGUCCCCAGCACAAGGUGCACCUGUGUAAUGAUCAUGCUAUUUAAUCAGAUUCUUGAUGUGCCAUACCUGUCAGCUGCAUGGAUUAUCUUGGCAAAGGAGAAAUGCUCACUAACAGGGAUUUAAACACAUUUCUGCACAAUAUUGGAGAGAAAUAAGCUUUUUGUGCGUAUUGAAAAUUUCACGGUUCUUUUAUUUAAACUCAUGAAACAUGGGACCAACAAAUUCAUGUUUAUGUUUUUGUUCAGUAUAUAUUUUUUCCAACAAUUUGAGUUUUAUCAGUAAUUACAAUCUACCUUGUUUUUGUGUAUAUUUGCAUCUAGAUGUCAUUUAUUUUCUUUACUAAGCCAGAUUCUCCCAGUUGCAUGACCCAGUGAGCCAUCUCAGUCCUGGCAAGUUGCUUUGGUCAAAGGGCACUGUUGAUGAGGCUUGCCAGGUGGUCAGAGUUUGCGCUUGAGGACCAUUUGAAAGGGAAAGAUCUGUGCACCAGGCAAGGUCAGUGACAGAUCCUAACAAAGGGCCCAGUUAUGACUGCAUUCAGAUUGUCCACCCUUCUCCCAAAGUGACUGGAAGUGUGCAAAUAAAGUCUUUUAAAAAAGUGUGGAGAAUCCGGAUGCAGCGUGAGUGAUGGCUAAUUGGUUUGGCAAGGACGGGUAGACUUUUCAAUGGCCAUCCCUUUAUGUGUGGAGACUCUAACAUGGUUCCUAAACCGAAGCCUUGUUUACAGUCACUAGUAACUUUACUGUAAUGUUCACUAAAGUUAGUUGACUUUUCAUCCAAUUUGAGGCAGUUUUCGGUUCUCCAAUCCACUCAGUUACAAUUGAUAGGUAACUGAAAUGUACUUUGUGGAUUGGAAACGGUUAAUUCGUUCUGCAUGUGGAAUUGGUUUCAGAGAAUCACACACCCUAUUCCUCUUGUACUAAAUUUGAUGUGGUUUAUUAGGCUUUAGCUGUCCAUCUACUUGUUUUAUUACUUCUUGUAAAACGAUAAACCUUUCAACGUUUUAUAUUAAUGUUGCUAUUACUCACUACUGUCUUAACCAUAUUGAUUUCACAGCAGUUUUAAGUUCCUCAACGCUAAUUUAAACAGACUUAGUUGUAUAGGGUUUGAUAGCUGUUGCUUCUCUUAUUUAAUCAACUUGACUACUAAUAUUAUUAUAUUUCAUUACUAUUGAAAGUACUUCUAAUUGGACCAAGGUUCAUGGAAGAAUCAUGUAAAUAAAUUGCUUAGUUUAGUUAUCAGUUCAUGUUAUAACUGUAACAGCUCUGUUAGGUGUUAACUGAGAAAAAUUAGCAGGUGUUUCAACCACACCCCACUAUUUACUGUUUAAAUUGGUUUUUUUCAGCAACAUGUAUUUGUUAUCAAGCUGCUUUUCGUUACCCCCUGGUGCUCAUUGUGUGUACUCUAAGAUACUAUAUUUGCUUGGUUAAUAAAUUGUUACUUGACGUAAACUUA
This is a messenger RNA of Salvelinus fontinalis (brook trout), 8703 nucleotides long. RefSeq names its product M-phase phosphoprotein 8-like. Lineage: Eukaryota; Metazoa; Chordata; Actinopteri; Salmoniformes; Salmonidae. Bases 213 to 5618 code for a protein of 1801 amino acids. Gene Ontology annotation, molecular function: protein binding. Gene Ontology annotation, cellular component: cytoplasm; nucleus. The transcript has 9 exons. The record is from RefSeq and is a predicted model, not a curated record.